Pocillopora verrucosa is the source of this 795-nucleotide messenger RNA. The record is from RefSeq and is a predicted model, not a curated record. NCBI's taxonomy places the organism in Eukaryota, Metazoa, Cnidaria, Anthozoa, Scleractinia, Pocilloporidae.
AUGGAGACUGAGCAGCAGGAUAAGAAAAUUUUGAAAACUUCCAUGCGUUCUUACUUGGAAGGUUUCUACGAUUGGGUUCUAAUGCCGAAGCGUUUUAAAGUACCCUUUUAUUUGUUUGUUGUUGUGGUAGGUUCAUUCAUCCACGGUUUUCAACCGCUUCCUCAGUCCUAUCUCUCGAACAGGAGGAAUGUCUUAAACGUGUAUUUUGUCAAGUUUGGCUGGGGUUGGACACUUCUUGUUUUAAUUCCCUUCAUAUCCUUUACUUCGUCCCUAUACACUUCUUUGAAUCCGUUGGCGAUACUGAAACACCUAAGAAGGAUGGCUGUAGCCACAUGUGGAUGGUAUAUUUGGGUGAAUCUGUUUGUUUACAUCGAGGAGUUGACCGGCUUUUGCGAAGGAGAAGAAAAAUUGAUUUCAAAGAGGAGCUGCUAUCAAGAGGGAUUUUACUGGAAUGGUUUUGAUAUAUCGGGACACUGUUUUCUUCUAACUUACGGUGCACUGGUUAUUAGUGAAGAACUACAACCCAAACUUCAUUGGCCGUCAAUAACGUCGGCUGUUGUACAAACAAAUCCUGAAAAUAUUAAUGGCUUUCAACACAGGAACAUUGCUCGAUUAGUAACCCCUUUUGUAGACGUUUUUUCUCUCUUUGCAGGCCUCCUUUCAAUCUUGUGGGAGUUCAUGCUUGUGUUCACCACAAUUUAUUUUCACACUUUUUCUCAGAAAGUUCUUGGGGCUGUGAUAGCGAUAUUUACCUGGUAUAUCAUUUACAGAGUCUGGUAAUACUAUGCACCAUGA